Anopheles merus is the source of this 2359-nucleotide messenger RNA. RefSeq lists its product as uncharacterized. The record is from RefSeq and is a predicted model, not a curated record. The coding region runs from base 82 to 1131 and encodes 349 amino acids. Gene Ontology annotation, molecular function: oxidoreductase activity, acting on the CH-OH group of donors, NAD or NADP as acceptor. Gene Ontology annotation, cellular component: lipid droplet. Lineage: Eukaryota; Metazoa; Arthropoda; Insecta; Diptera; Culicidae. The transcript has 5 exons.
UUGUGCUACGGAGUGCUCGGUGAGCAGAUCGGUUUUAUGCAUUGGUGUGUUUUAAGCUAAGCCUGAUUGUGCUGAACGGAUAUGGCCACCGAAGUGCCCUACUUUACGAACGCCGAAAAUGGCUACGUCCCGGCCAAGUUAGCCCACCGAAGCGCGGCCAGUAGCCAGCCGCUUCGAUUGCUUCGUUUCGUCGUUAACCAUGUCAUACCGGACACGGUAAAGUUCCUGCUGCAGCUGAUUCCACUCGCGCUCAGCGGUCUGGUUGGGCUCGUACUGCCGAGCAAGAAGAAAUCAAUCCACGGCCACACCGCCCUCGUUACCGGCGGUGCAAACGGUUUAGGGCGGGCGCUAUGCCUUCGAUUGGCCCGGGAAGGCUGCCAGGUGGCCGUGGUCGAUAUCGAUCUGGCCGGAGCGCAACGGACCGUAGAAGACGUGCGUGCGCUCGGCGUGAAGGCGGAAGCUUUUCUGGCCGAUAUUGCCAACUACGAGGCGGUAGAACGGUUGAGGCUAGAGGUGGAAUCCAAGCUUGGCCCAGUGGACGUGCUGGUCAACAAUGCUGGCCUGCUGGCGGUGCUUUCGCUGAGCGAAGGCAAACCGGCCGACCUGGAGCGCAUCGUUAAUGUUAAUCUACUGUCGCAUUUCUGGACCAUCCGUACGUUCGUCGAUGGAAUGAAGCAGCGCCAGCGAGGAUACAUUCUUGCCGUCAGCUCAAUACUGGGUUGUCUACCAAUGCCGCGGACAGUCUCCUACGUUGCUACCAAGUUUGCAGUACGCGGGAUGAUGCAAGCAUUACAACGCGAGUUAACGAUGGAUGGUUUCGGGGAGACAAUUGUAGCCACUACCCUAUUUCCAACGUUCAUCGCCACCAGAAAGGAAUUAAUGGAUCUGUUGAGCGAAUUAAGCUUGGAUGAAAAGCUAGCCAUUCUGACGCCUGAAAAUGUGGCAGACUCUGCUAUCGAAGGAAUGUUAAGAGGACAGGUCGACGUCUAUGCCGCACCAUUUUUCAUCCGGUUAUUCAUGUAUCUAAGCGGAAUACUUCCUCAUGUACUAACCAGUUUACUGAUUCAAACAAUAAUGGGAAAAGUUCCAACGCUGAUGGACAGGACCAAGAAAAAUUGGAGAGCAGAUUGAGAAAAAAUCAAAAUAUUUCCUAGAAUGAUAGUUUGCGUCAACAACAACCUACGUUUUUCGAAAUGUGAGGUGUUUCCUUUACCAAAAAUGUAGGGUUCCUGAAAAUCUAUUUUCUUAUCGAAAGAAAACAAAAUGGCUUCAUCAGAUGAGCAGUUCCGGUUCUAACUACUACAGCUACCACUCAUACGGGUAUAUUAUGCUCGCCUGUUUGAUCGGCGACGCAGUACAUUUGUAUAAUAUGAUCGUGGGUUUAGACACACCGUCAAAUAGAGUCGCGCCAUAAAGCCAACAUCGAAGAUACUCGAUGAAAAGUCCAUACUAAAACAAAUCUGUUGCACGGCAAUUUUGUUAAAGUCAAGUGCCUUUGACAUUGAAUCCAUGACGUGCAUGUUGUUAAGAGAUAUUGAAACAACUUCAUACAUAAACUACUCACCCUGAUCGACCCUGAGACUGAAAACAUAUCAAGUAUAACAUUUAAAUUAUAUAUACUGACUUCUGCCCAAUUUCAAUAGUUUGAAACAUUCUACGACCAGUUAUUAAUUUGAUGAAGUAUAAUAUUUUUAAAACGUGUCAAAUUUCAUUUUUUGAUUCAAAACUUAGUCGUAUCAAAUAAAUUCGUAGUCUAUGAAUAGGUACGUUGAGUGUUUAAAUUUUGAAUAGAGCUUUUAAUUACAUAAAUGGUUAAUUGUGCUAUAUUUCCAUUUAUUUUCUUUAUUUUUGUAUUAUUAUUAUAUAACUAUUCUUAUCUACAUAUCUACAUAAUUUUACUUUUUGUAGAUCUGCUCAUGAUUUCCUUAAAUAAUUCUUUACGAUAACAUAAAUUUUACAGGGCACAAGAAGAACGAUUAUUUCUUUGAAGUUUCUUGAAGAUACCUUUAUCUUAUUAUUGGUGUAACGGCUUACGCGGUCAUCCUGUCCUUUUAAAGGUUUUCGAGUCCUUUUCGUACCAUGCAGCCGGAUAGUUAGUCCUUGCUACGAGCGCACGGUCCAUAUGAGGUUUGAACCCACGACGAGCAUAUUUUUUUAAAUUAUGCGAACUGAUGACUAUACCAUGGUUCCAUUGUUGAUAUAUUUUAUCUUAAUUUAUAGCUUUAGCCUUUACCAAUGCGACUUCAUCGCUUACCCUGAGUAAGAACAAUGGCUAGUAGAUUUGAUUGUAUGCAUUAUUUACGAUGUGUUUUUCGUAUAUCAUCAGUCAUAGGUUUUUACGCACGUUCAGCUGAGAAAU